CUGACAUCCAGCUCUUCAGUCACAUCUGCCAUCCGUGAUAUGAGUGAGGAACUAGGGUACAAACACACUUGGAAAAUCAGUCUAGAUACCACAUACAGCAGAGCCAGAGGCAUCAAGUGAAGCAGUACCUGACCCUCGACACCAAGCUGUCCAGCCAGACACUCUCCCUCUCCCACUCUCACACAAUCCAGCCUGUGGGAGUGACCUCCAUUCUCAGAAACGGACACAUGCCUCCAGUCAGCGAUAUUGGCACACCUGAGAGCCCCGUUACCAAGCUGCUGGCCCUUGGGGGCGAACACGAAAAUGCGAUGGAAGAGGUGAUUGAAGACAUAAUCAAUAUGGAAUCAAAUUUUAAUGAUGAAGGCAUAGGUUGUUCUGAAACUCCUUUACUAAUGCAAAGAACUCUAUCUAGCAGCAUUUUGGAUAUAUAUAACAGUGACCAGGGAAUGGCACCAGCUAAUGUGAGUCUCACAAAUGCUUCUUGCCCAGCUAAUCUACCAGUAAAAAGGGAACUCACAGAAGCAGAUACAAGAGCAAUGGCAAAGGAGAGACAAAAAAAGGAUAACCACAAUCUCAUUGAGAGAAGAAGAAGGUAUAAUAUUAACUACCGAAUCAAGGAGCUUGGCACACUCAUCCCCAAGUCCAAUGAUCCUGAUAUGCGCUGGAACAAAGGGACUAUUUUAAAAGCAUCAGUGGAGUACAUCAAGUGGCUACAAAAAGAACAACAGAGAGCCAGAGAAUUAGAACACAGGCAAAAGAAAUUAGAGCAUGCUAACAGAAGACUCCUACUCCGAAUUCAGGAACUGGAGAUCCAGGCACGUGCACACGGCCUCCCAGUCAUGUCUUCACUCACUGCUGUCGAUUUAGCUGCACAGGUCAUCAAGCAACAGUCUUAUCCAGAGGAAAACUCUGUAGACUACUCUCAACAAAUACCUCUGGUACAUGGACAAAAUUCUGAUGUUUGUGAUGGAUCUACAGCGUUUUCUGAUCCCCUUUCACACUUCACAGAUUUGUCCUUCAGUGCAGCUUUAAAAGAAGAACAAAGUCUAGAGGAAAUUUUAUUGGAUGACACAGUGUCGCCAUUUGGAACAGAUCCACUCUUGUCCUCCACAUCCCCAGCUGCAUCCAAAGAGAGCAGCAGGAGAAGCAGCUUUAGCACAGAUGAUGGAGAUGAUUUAUAAAAGCAGAGGGGGUCUCAUACUUUUCUAAACCACUUGCUAAAGACUGAUUUGAAUGUAAGCAUGUUGUUUGUUCUUACUUUAAAUACUUAUAAGGAGGGACACUGUGAAGAUGUUACUACGUGACAAAGGUUUAAAUCAGCCCUUGCUUCACAGGAAAAUGAGAUGGACAUGAACUCAUAUCACUUUGCCCCAAAUUUACCCUCUGUUCAUAGCUGACAUUUGCACAAAUCUUUCUUCACUGGGAAUAUUUCUACUAUCAUUCUAUGACUUCUUACAGUACUAUGAAACUGGUUACUACAAAAGGAAUACCCAUAUUACAAAACUGUACUCAAACUCUUUUCUAUCUGCUUAUACUUUGCUAAAAACAUGAGUUUUAGUAAUUUUCUAAUUUCUUUAUUUUAUAUAACUAAAAAUUCUAUGAAAUGUGAAGCAACAGAGAACUAUUUGAGCUGGGAAUUGCAGAGAUGUUACAGAUUUUAAAAUUUAAAAAUUUAAAAAUACAGAUGGUAAUGCUUUCACACAGGUAAAGUAAGCAUGUAGUUUAAACUGUGUAGGCUUCUCUUUAAAAGGAAAAAAUCCAUUAAGCUUUCCAUGGAAUGCCAUUAGUUUUGGGGUUUUUUUUAUUUCAUUUGUAGAAAAAUGGAAGCUAACAUAAUGACAGAGACUCAAAUGAACUGAGACACAAAAAGAUAUGGCAUUGCAUCAGAAAAGCCGUAUGGAUGUACAAGACAUCACAGACAUUCCAUGUUACAAUUAGCACAAUUUAAAACUACUGGUAAUACUGCUAUGUCAGCUGCUUAUUUCAAGAAUAUUCAAACUGUAUUCUUUUUUAUGUAGAAGAGACUGGAAUUCAGAGAUACAAUCCUGUGCUUUUGAAUGAUGCUUUCAGUUCCUUUGGCAGCACAGUGAGGUUUUUCCAAAGGGACUGUAUCCAUAUGCCUUUGAUCCAUUUGGACCCAGAGGGAAAUGAGAAGAUUCCCAUUCCAUACGCUUGAAACAAAGAGAAUUUAAUUUUGAAUUUGGCUUUAGAUUCACCACAGAAAAGCUGAAAAGGUAGACUUUUCAAACUAAAGGGGAUAUUGAGAAACACUGAUGUGAUGCACUGCCUCUCUUAACUAGCUUGCUAGGAGGGGACAUUCAGAAAACCUGUUCUGAUGACUCAGUAAAGACUUGUCAGUUAGAGGGCAGGUAGAAGGCAUAUCACUUCUAUACUUAGUGAAAUUCUGGAGAGUGAUGUAUGUUCCUGGAGGACACUAAGUGUAAUCAUUCUAAUUGUAAUAUUAAUAAAUGGGAAAAUAAAGUGGCACAGGGUCGUCACAGCUCUUCCUCAACCAAAGCCAAAAGAUCACAUCAGGGAGUUCUCUAAUGAUUCAAAAUAUGUUUCAAAAGUGUGUAUUAAUUUUGCUGUCACCAAGCCUGCCUCACAGCCCAGAAACAUCACAGGUUUGGAAAUAGUAAGAAAAGAUUAAAGUGGAUUGCUGUUUGUAUUAACACUUAAAAUGUCUUUAAACUUAUUAACGAAAACCAGAGCAAUUGUUUCUUACUAUUCUGUUAUGGGUACCUGGGUCCUCCUCACAGUCCUUGUGAGGUUCGUUUUCCUCCCACAUCACAGCACAUUCCUGACCAACCCAGUCAGUGUCACGAUAGUUUCAUAAUCAUAAAUUUAGCAGCUGGAUAAUAAAUUACAUCCAGAUUGCUAUGAAAGAUGAUGGAGUGUCCUAUUUCAGAAGAAUAUUUAUAUUUUUAGGAAACUCAAGGUUUUCUAUGAGCCUGUGCAAACUACUUGGAUAUAAGGUGGUCUGUAAGAACAGAUUUGACCAUUAGAAGAGGCUACAAUAUGCUCCCACUUCAUGGUUAUAAAUUAUAACAACAUGAAACAGAAUUCUGGUAAUUUUUUUUCUUUUUUUUGGGUAGGGGUUUUGCGUUUGUUUCUUUUUUGGUUUUGCAGUAUGUAGGAAAGAGCUGCAAAAGGUGGAUGAGCAUUACCCAAAGAUAAUUGGAUGUAGGACUGAACACCAUUUUAAUUGAAGUGCUUUUAAAUUGGAUUAAUUAAAAGAGGAAGUACUUUGUCACAGUUUUCCCAAAGACUAGCUAAUAUUGACAUCUGAAUACAAAAUAUGAUGAAUUAAAAGUAACAUUUAGGAGCAUAUUAGGUCUAGUAUAGUAUGAGUAAUUCCAUUUCAGCUGAGUAUUGUCCAUAUUCAGGAAGGGAUAUUUGGUUGAUAUCAAAUGCCAUUUGUCCUUGUACUGCAGUUUCUACUACAUUAGUUUUAAAUACACCAAUGUGGAUUGCUCAUAAUGGAGAAAAAGAAAUUAAAUAUGAAUGUAUGACAUGAUUUUCCCAUUGAACUUUUACAUGUGAGUUAGACCAUACUUCUGAACUAUACUGACUUUAAAUAACAUCCUGAAUUUCAUCACUUUUAUAAGUGCUGUUCUAAAAAAACAUUAUAGUGCAUCCAUUAAAUUUUUUAAAGUUGAUUUUCAUUCUUCUGACAAUUGCUUCAGUUUAAAGCACAAGAAUUUUUCUCUCCCUUUUUGCAUGAGAAACUUGACAGAAGCUAGUGAAUGUUCUUUUUGCAAUAUGCUGUAUUUCAUGUAUCGUUAAACAUAUUCAAGCUGUUUUCAUUCACUCAAAAUCCUCAGCCCCCUUGCUUAAAACACUAAAUGCAUCAAUGCCCGCGGGUGUUUAUUAUGGCAAUGGUGUUUCACCAACAUUGCAUUUUUUCUAGCAGAAAGUCAUCAUAAUUAGUACGUUAACUAAUGGCUAUAGACUGGAUUACAGCUUCACCCUUGAAAUUAAGUGGUGGUACAAGGUGCAAAACUAAUCUAGGACAUUCUGGGGAUUAAUAGGUGCCACUGAAGGUAUUUAGGAGAUGUGUGUGCUGGCAGCCACAUCCCAGAUUUCUAGAGUAAGCCCUCCCUCUCCCAUCCCAGGUUCAGUGAUGCUGCUGUGAAGCUGAGAGGACUGCUAUGGCAGAGCUGAGUACAUUCCUAACAGCUUGCACAGAGGAAAGGGAUUUCAUGACUACUGGGACAAAUCCUGACAUCAGGCAGAAUUUUUUGCUGCCUAUGCAAGUAUUAUUGGGCUGAAACACGGUGCAAGCGAAAUACACUUUUUGGCUAUUUCCUACAGAGAUCUGUUUAGUGAAAUCUCGUGAAAGAGGUGCAUAACCUGUCUGUGGUUCUGGGCCUAGAAAAGAAUUUAAAGUCUUACAGAGCUUGACCUCCAGCUGGGCGGGGGGUAGGGAAACUGGCUAUUUUUGUCAAGAUGUAUUAAAUGAGAAGUUCUUGCUUGUUUUCAGUAGCAACUAUUCAAAGCUGGUGGACAUAUUCCUACAAAAUACACAAACCAGCAGACUGAUAAUUACACAAAAGGAAAGGGAGUCAAAAUACUAACAUCUUGUUUAAUUCAUAACAUGGAUAUAGAUCUAUACUAAGAACAGAGAACUAAAUUAUUUCAUUGUGCAGAGUGUGGGUUCUGUGAAAAGCUACACUAAGUGCAAACAGUUUUAACAAACAGGAAUACAGUUGCUUUAUACAGUAAAAUAACUAAAUAUAGUUCCUUCACUUAAUAUGACCAUUGCUAUUACAAUACUUUUUGAAUUUAAUAGGACUGUAUAUAUGAA
Myiozetetes cayanensis is the source of this 4807-nucleotide messenger RNA. RefSeq names its product transcription factor EC (gene TFEC). The coding region runs from base 228 to 1181 and encodes 317 amino acids. The record is from RefSeq and is a predicted model, not a curated record. Lineage: Eukaryota; Metazoa; Chordata; Aves; Passeriformes; Tyrannidae. Gene Ontology annotation, cellular component: nucleus. Gene Ontology annotation, biological process: regulation of transcription by RNA polymerase II. Gene Ontology annotation, molecular function: protein dimerization activity; DNA-binding transcription factor activity, RNA polymerase II-specific; RNA polymerase II cis-regulatory region sequence-specific DNA binding. The transcript has 8 exons.